Dibothriocephalus latus is the source of this 231-nucleotide messenger RNA. The record is from the annotation of a GenBank genome assembly. Lineage: Eukaryota; Metazoa; Platyhelminthes; Cestoda; Diphyllobothriidea; Diphyllobothriidae.
AUGGAACGGGAUCAAGUGCUCAUGUUCAACGAACGUGUCAGCAUCGUCUUCCCGGACAUACAGUUUACGAUGAAGGGGGAAGAAAACAAUCAGCUGGCCUUCCGUGGCGUAUUCGUCUGCUGCAAAGAUUAUGGUAGCCUAAAAACCAGAAUGCUCAGGAAACCGACAAAUGCGGUGCAAGUAUUGAACUUCAACAGCAGCCACCCAUCAGCCACAAACGCAGUUGCGUAA